AUGGAUAAGUAUACGCCCGCUCUGGGCGAGUUCCUUACCAAUGAGACGACUACAGCAGAGGACAAGAUAGAUUUGUUGAUUUUUUUGGCUGACAGGCCAAAAUGCGCGCCCAUCAGCAGUCUCUUGCCCAUGGAGGAGCUUGAAGUCAGGCUUCAAGUAAUCGAUGAUAUCCGGAAAAAGCUCGCGCCAAAGCCUGGCGAAGAAGAGCCUCAGCUGAACUACUUACAGUUCGCGACUUUGAUGCUCCUGCCUCUCAACUUUUUGCACAAUUUUAAACAAUGCUUCCAUGGCACCAUCCAACACGACCUCUCCACUGAACGUCUUCAGGCGACUCUAUAUUUCAUGAUGAAAGGUAGAAUCCCUGGAACCACGUCUGAUGGCAGCCCAGUUGCGAGCCCAGUUGCGACCCCAGUUGCGACCCCAGCCACUCCUGUGAAGGGUGAUGAAGGACGCCAAGCUAGCCUUGGGUCAGCCAACACGAAGAAAACCAAUAGGAAUGCAAAUGAGCGUAAAAAGUGCCUCGUGCGAGAUGGGAAUGCGUGUGUUCUCAUGCAAACAGCAAUGCCUGAAGUUUGCCACAUCCUGCCCUUUUCCAUCAGCACCACAGAUGCGGCAUUGCGUUUCUUCUCACACAAGUGUGGCAGUCUCAUCUACGGACUCCAAUUUGGAACUGAUGAUAAUAAGACUCUCACUGAUAUGUCGAAGAACCGUGGUUGGUCAGACAAAGCAUGGAAUAUGUUGUGUCUCAAUCGUCAACUUCAUGCUUGGUGGGCUGAGGGUUACUUUGCACUGAAGUAUCUUGGGACUAUCGAAGAGAGCAAGGAAGCAUCGAUUGUACAAGUUCAAUUUCACUGGAUGCCCCGGAAUGGGCUUGAUUGCCAACAGAAUUGCACCAUUCCUGAAGCACUCGAAGCAAUGCGGCGUACAGUUUCUGACGACAAUGGAUUCAUCAAGGCCAGCAGAGCGAGCUCCGGUCGGUCCCUUGCCACAGGGCAAGUGUUUGAUAUCCCAGUUCACCCAGAUGACGCUCCCAAUAUGAAAAUCAUGAUCGAUCUGCAAUGGGCCAUUAUUCGAGUCGCAGCGCUUUCAGGAGCCGCAGGAUAUAUUGACGAGCUGGACAAGGAGUACCGCGACCCUUGGGAUGAAGAUGCUGCUCUUUUUACUGGUGAAUUUGAAGACUGGAUUGAGGCCACGCCCUAG
Molecule: messenger RNA, 1200 nt
Organism: Trichoderma breve
Lineage: Eukaryota; Fungi; Ascomycota; Sordariomycetes; Hypocreales; Hypocreaceae
Product: HNH endonuclease domain-containing protein
Exons: 3
Coding region: 1-1200 (399 amino acids)
Source: RefSeq, a predicted model, not a curated record